AUGUUCCCCACCGCCGGUGGAAGCUCUCAGGCGAUUGCCCAAGAGUCCGCGGCACCGCAGUCUCAGCAAGGUCUUGACUUUUUCAGAGCUUUCGCCCAAAUAGCCGCUCAAACAUCCCAUUCACAGCAACCCGCUAGCCAAUACAUUGCAUCCCUUGGUCAACAGUCAGUACAUGCAGCUCAGCUAGCCGCUCAACAACAUUCCCCUUCAAUUUCUCUAUUGCAGCAAGGCAUAACUCGUCAGGUGGACCAACAUCAGGAUAGCGCUACUGAGCAAUCGAAUCAGCCUGUUCGUGAUGAUCCUCAUCGACGUCCGUCUCUAAUGUCGAAUUUUUUCCCGCCACAUAUAAGCCAUCAACAAGGAACUAGCAGAGACGAAAAUCACCUUGAUGUGGACGCAAGCGGGAGUUUUGCUGGGAUGAAGAUCGAUCCAUCUCCGGGAAGCACAACGUUGUCUGAUAAGGAGACAGAAGAGCAGGCUGAAAAGAAAGCAACAUCUGACCGCCUUGAAGCAAUAGAAAAGGAUAGGAAACAAGCCGAUCAACAAGUGGAAACGCUAACAAAACGAAGAGAACGCCUUAAGAACAUCAAAAAAGAGUCGGAGCAAGAAGUCAAAGAUGUGCCGAAUGGCGAGACUGAUGAGCGGGAAAACAUUCCCCUUUGGCAACGAAUAAUUGCCGAAAAUAAAAAGAGAUCGCUUGGAAAGUCACGACUAGCUCAAAAAAGACCUGCACAAGAAGCUCUGUUCUUUGAACCUUACGAUGCACCCGGAAUGAGCGAUUUGCUGAAGAAGCAAAAGACGUUUGGACCGAAACUCCGGCAGAUGGUUGAGUUCCGACAUCGAGUAAAAGUGGCCUGCUACAAGUACAACGACGAGUUCUAUAGCUCAUGCAUGAGGGAUUUUCUUCGGAAAACAGAACGUUGGGAGCACAGUCCGAAGAAAAUCGCUCGAGAUUUGCGCAAUCGUGAGAUUUUUGAAAGGGCUUUUCCGGAGAUGAAAAGGACACGAGAAGAAAAAGAACGCUCCUGUCGAAAUGAUCGCAUCAGCCUUCGUGGACAGGAUCCCUCUGAUGACGCAGCGGGUAGUGGCGAGAAGGCCCAAGUGGAUGAGGAAUUCAAAAUGAGAAAUGCGGCUGCCAUUCCUCCUCUACUCAUUCAUGAAUCAAACAUUAGACCUAGGCUUUUCGACAACAAGCAUGCAGUUAUCAAAGAUGCUGCCCAAGCGAACAAAAAUUGGAUAGAAACGUUCCUUGCAUCGUGGUCCGACGAAGAAAAGAACUUGUUUCGUGAGAGGUUAGCUGCUGUUGGAAAAAACUAUGCAAAUAUUGCUAUGUUCCUCGAGAAUAAGACUGUGAAGGAUUGCGUCUUGUACUAUUACUUGUGUAAGAAAAGGGAAAAUUUCAAGAGUUUGAUACCCAAACGUAAACGAAAACUUGCGAAGACCUACAAGCCGCCGAUUAUGCCUACGCCGGAAGAACUUGCAAUGUACCAACUGGUUCCACAGGAUGCUGUAACGGAAGCACAGUCGAGUACAUCUCAAGACAGCAAAUGUGUGAUGUGUCAGCUGCGGAUUGAUCCAACAACAAAUCCCGGACGUAUUCUUACACGGUCUAAUUAUGAGAUGUAUGGUAUUGAUGCGAAGAAACAAGGUGCUGACUGUAAGAUUUGUACGAAAUGCAAGGACGAAGUUUUGAAAAUCCGAAAUAGCGGACGCUGCAUGGUUAAAGUAUGUGCUUCGGGGAAGCGAAAAGUGAAAGCAACAAAAGCGAUGCCAGCCAAAUGGCGUCAAAUGGACGAUCGUCAACGUGCUUUCAUGCUGGCCCAUAUGUCCAUACCGCGAGAGAUUGUUAAAUGCUGUGGUCCCUGUUUUAAACGGAUAUCUAAGAAGCUUGACCUGCUGUUUGCUGGAGAACUUGAUGAAGAAAUGGCGAAAUUCGAACUUGAGAUUCAUCAGACUUGGCAAACUGCGGAGAUUUCCCGCCUACAAAAUCUCGUUGCUCAGCUAGGCCAAAAUUGGUGCAGCAUUUCGGAACAGAUGAAUGGAAGGAGCGCUGAUGAUUGCCGAAUGCAGUACGAAUCUCUCACUAAAAAGGAAGAAGAAGAUGAGGAAGACUUUGAAGAGGAUGAUAAGGAAAGACAUGAAGAUGAAAUGCCGAUGGAGGAGGACACUCAAGAUGUUCCUGAUGUUUCUGUUGUAACUUUGCCUGAUGGUGAUGGUGAUCUGGAUAUAACCGAGGUGCCCACAACGUCUACUGCCGCUGCAUUGCGCGCUUCUCCUGCAGAAGUAAAGCCGAAGGAAGAAUCGCUAUCUGUUAUUGAGCAACCAACAACCGCUUCUGGUCUCGUUAAAGGAUCAAUAACUGCCGGGACUCCUUUCCGUCCUCCAUCUGUUUCCAUUAUUGAACAACAACAAACUGGCUCACAGCUUGCUGCUGCAGCAGCUGCAGCUGUGGCAGCAUCGGCGUCGAGUACACCACAGCCUACAACAACUCAAGCGAUGCUCGCCGGUUUCGAUCAAAACACGCUGAUGCAGCUUCAUCAACUGUUUGCAGGAGCAGAUGAGAAUCGUGCAAGAGCGAUCUUGGAACAGUAUCAACAGCAACAACAGCGAAACUUCCAGCAGUUCCACCAAUUUGUCCAGCAACCUUCUGUCGAGCAAUUGUAUAUGACGUACUCACAGUUCUCUGAAGCAGAUUUAAAUCGUAUUCAUCCGACUGUAGACGUGGCUACCCGUUGUGUGAUUGAACUGAUCCUUCAACACCGAAAACAACAGACAGCAAAUCUUCAAAUGAGGCAACAACAUGCUGCUAUGCUGAGCCAAAUUCAAGCGAAGCAGUUGGAACAACAGCGUCAAGAAAGACUGCAACAAGAGAAACAACGUCAAAUCGACGCCGCAAAGAAGCAGUUGCAGGAACAAAUCAAGCAUCAUGACAUCACUGCGGCCAAUAUCGAUAAGAAUACAAUAGCGAUGGCGCAUAGAGUUGGAGAGAUCAAUCAUUCGCUCCAGACGGCCUCAUUAACACAGCAGCAACGACAACAGCUUCUCUUGGAAUACAGUAGCCAGUCGGCUAAAUGCUCAAGUUUGCAAACAAUGGCUCAAAAUCAUCGUCUGCAAAGGACACAACUGCAAAAUCAACUUGAUGCAUUGAAUGCGGGCAGCGGAUCAGCUGCUGCUGUGGCAUCGAUGUCGUUAUCAGCAUCACCAAUGGUUUUGAGAACGCAUGACGCAUCCAUGCCAAUGGACGACGAACAGCGACUAAGAGAAGAGAUUGAGAAGAUUGAUGAAGACAUCCGUGGCAUGGAGAAGCAGGUACGACGGCUUGAGGAGGAAGAGCGAACGUAUCAGAAGAAGAAAAUGCAAGCGGAGCAGAUGAUUACGUCAGCGUUUCGGAUAAACUCAACUGUACAGGACUAUCAGGCAAAACAAGAACUGAAGGAGGCGCAGGAUAAUAUGAGAGUUGUUGAACACUCACGCCUGACAUUCCAGAAGAAGCUGGAUAAUCUCCGCGAGAAUCGUGAACUUCUGAUGCGGCAACAACGAAUGCUGUUGAACAGCGGCAAUACAAGCGGUGUGAUCGUAGGCGGUUCUGGAUCAGUGAGUAAAGGUGCCGUGAAAGACUUCACGCAUUCGCAGCAGCAAGCAGCUAAAGCUGUGCAGCCAUCCACACCAUUGUCAUUGGCUGCACAAGCGCAAGCACAACAACUACACCAAUUGCAAUUGCAACAGCACAAGAAUCUUAUCGGUAUACGACAACCGACUGCUGACUCGAAACCGCCGACCAGUGCUCAUUCUCCAUGGCCGGGUGCAUCGGCGAAUAAAGAUAGGGACGGUUCACAUUGGGGCGAGAACAAGCGAUUCAACAAUAUGCUUGACAGAGUUGUUCAUGAGGAGUUGACAAAUAGCCAUGCUGCCCAGCAAGCAGCACAUGCUGCAGCGGCUGCGCACUCCUCGGUUGCUCCACCGGAAAUUCGACGGAAAUCCGGUUUGGAAAUGUUAAAUAUCCCAUCAGUUUCUGUCGCAAGACAUCCUCAUCAGAGACGGCCUAUUAGCCCUCUAGGGGGAGCUGUGGGAAUACAACGACCAUCUAUUAAUCCGGCUGCACGGUCGAUUUUGGGAGGUGCAUCAGCAUACGGUGCUUUAGCCAUAAACACUUCUCAUGGUGCUACUGGUUCACCCCAAAUGUCCGGACAACAUAUGUCGCCGUCGGUAUCAGCAGCACCAUCCUCGGUGGCCUCCAACGUCUUCGCUCAUUUCCAGCAGUCACUAAGUGCCUGUUCACCUGCCAGCCAAGCCAGCAAAACACCUCAACCAAUGACUUCGCCAGCGUUGUGUGUAUCAAAAGCUGAUGUUCCAGCAGCAGUAGUGCAACCAAUGGUAUCUCCUGCGUUGCCGAACACCACAAGUGUGCUGACAUCAGUUCCUUCCUUCCAGGAUACUAAUGUGCCUUCGUCAACAGCAGUUCCACCACCACCAACGCUUCAGUUUCUUGCCUCUUCCACCGUAUCAGGUCCACCUACAUAUGAGCCGAUAUCGCCAGAUGACAGCGCUCCCACAAGUCCAGUCGUGCGCCCAGAAGUUCCUCCAUCCGUGCCAACUUCAUCCAGCGGUUCACGGAUGUUCUCUGCGCUCGAUUUCGACUUUCCGCUCGCUGUAACACCAUCGUCGACAGCUCCACCACCGCCGUCACUGGCACCGCCCCUAGCUGAACUGCUUCGCACAGCGACCAGCGACGCGGCCAUCGCCAGUGCUAUGACUUUUGAGCCGUUGUCUGACGAUGAUGACUGA
Molecule: messenger RNA, 4785 nt
Organism: Necator americanus (New World hookworm)
Lineage: Eukaryota; Metazoa; Nematoda; Chromadorea; Rhabditida; Ancylostomatidae
Exons: 43
Coding region: 1-4785 (1594 amino acids)
Biological process (GO): regulation of transcription by RNA polymerase II
Cellular component (GO): chromatin
Source: RefSeq, a predicted model, not a curated record